AUGAUAACCGAGUUGCAUCUGCUGCUGUCCUUGGAGACAGAGCUGCGACUCUUUGUUUGUCAUUUACAGCAUUCAUAUUUACUGUUGAAGCACAGGCAGACUGCAGACACGGUUGUAGACCAGGAAGUAAAAAAUGCCAUGGAUGAACCUUUAUCUAACUGUGAUAUACCAUUUACCGAUUUUAGAUCUCCACCAAAAGAUUGCGGUGACAUAAAAGGUUUAAGUGGAGUGUACACCAUCAACCCUAAUAGAGAUAGUUGUGGUUUUAGUGUUUACUGUGACAUGACUACAGAUGGCGGAGGUUGGACAGUAUUCCAGAAUAGAAUAAAUGGUAACGUAGACUUUUAUAGAAAUUGGGAGGAGUUUGAAUUAGGAUUUGGUGACAUUGAGACUGAAUUCUGGCUAGGAAAUGAAAAACUUCACCAACUUACUUCCAGCAACGCAUACACUAUAAUGGUUGUUUUAGAAGAUUUUGAUAACGAGACACGUUAUGCAGAAUAUCAAUCGUUUGCCAUAGGUGAUGCGCCUUCUAAAUAUGCAUUAUAUGUCAGUGGGUAUAGUGGCGACGCAGGAGAUAGUCUUACUUACUCAAAUGGUAUGAAGUUUACGACUUUUGAUCAGAACAACAACCCUCCUUCUAUGUAUGGUAACUGUGCUGUAUCUUUCCAUGGAGCGUGGUGGCAUAAGGCCUGUCAUCAUAGCUGUCUGAAUGGUGGAUAUUUGGCGGGAGAUCAAUCAACGUUUGGAAGUGGAAUUAAUUGGUACACUUGGCGGGGUUUAGAAUACUCUUACAAGUCGGCCAGAAUGAUGAUACGAAGACAGUAG
Mytilus trossulus (common blue mussel) is the source of this 825-nucleotide messenger RNA. RefSeq names its product microfibril-associated glycoprotein 4-like. Lineage: Eukaryota; Metazoa; Mollusca; Bivalvia; Mytilida; Mytilidae. The transcript has 5 exons. The coding region runs from base 1 to 825 and encodes 274 amino acids. The record is from RefSeq and is a predicted model, not a curated record.